Messenger RNA from Drosophila novamexicana, 1038 nucleotides. RefSeq lists its product as uncharacterized. The coding region runs from base 1 to 705 and encodes 234 amino acids. The transcript has a single exon. Lineage: Eukaryota; Metazoa; Arthropoda; Insecta; Diptera; Drosophilidae. The record is from RefSeq and is a predicted model, not a curated record.
AUGCAGUGCACCAUAAUAGCUCUGAUUGCGAUCUGUUGCCUGGGCACAGGACUCUCGGCGACCACAACAGCGCCCAUAGCAGCCAGGCCCGCAGCUCCCGCUAGAAAUUUCUAUCUGGAUCUUAAGAGCUUAUUGCGCAAUAUUCCACAUAAACAGAUCGAGCAUCUGGUCCAGGCCUAUCUGCUCAACGAUGCCGAGUUCCAGGCAGUUAUACGGGAGAUCAAUGCAUUAACCACGUAUCGCCUGCGAUUACAGCUGCUCAAUCAGACGGAGUUGCGCCAACUGCUGCAGUGGUUGUCCCAGCAGCUGAUACUGUCAGGUGGCUCCCUGAAGGUAUUUGACGAUCUGGACCUGGAGAUCAAGGUGUUUAACAAGUACCCCCAUUGGGCGCAGACGGUGAAUGGCAUAGCCGGUUUCGAGCAGGAAUUCAACUAUAUCUAUCCGUUGGCCUCAAUACGCAAGCUGCUGGAGACCAAUGCCCAGCAAAGUCCCGUCUUCGGUGAGUUCUGGCGUCGUGUUGUUGCCCUGGAGCCGGCCUAUGACCGAUUCUGGGCCACACCACAAGCCACAACAUUUGUCAACCGAUUGCGCACUUUGGGCGUUGAUGUCAAUGGCUUGGAUUACUUUGUGCGCUAUCAGCUAGGCUGGCGCAAUGACACCUCACCCAGUUACUACGACUAUGACUACAAUUAUGGAUUUUAUUGAAGUGGCAGGGAAUGAGUAAGGGGAGCAAGUGAUCAAGUAAUAAGAAAGUUAUGCUAUAUAAUUAUAUAAAUAACUCGAUAUAAAAUAUAUAUUACUAAAUAUCAAUCUAAACCUAAGACAAUAUUCAAUGUGUGUAUGAAAAUUGUAGAGGUUUGCCUUUGACGGUGCUCAGUUUUUUUUUAUCAAUAUGUAUUUAUAACUUAGCUGGAAGCUUCAGCGAGUUCAGUUCUUUUAGAUGCCUUUCCUAAAACGGUUUCUAAAUGUUUUCGUAUCAUAUUGCUCCUAGCUGAAAAAUCGGCCGGAAUUUCAAAUUGUUGUUUACAUAUAUGUAUA